Messenger RNA from Exophiala xenobiotica, 725 nucleotides. RefSeq lists its product as uncharacterized. The record is from RefSeq and is a predicted model, not a curated record. The coding region runs from base 78 to 725 and encodes 215 amino acids. The transcript has a single exon. NCBI's taxonomy places the organism in Eukaryota, Fungi, Ascomycota, Eurotiomycetes, Chaetothyriales, Herpotrichiellaceae.
AUCCCCAUCAUUGGUCAGUUUGCAGCUUGAAUCCCUUGUUCGCUCGCGCGUGUCACACUAUUCACCACUAGCCAACGAUGAAUACGCCAAAUCUACGACUGGAGAACCCAGCCUAUGACAAAUUGGUCGACAAGCCGCUUCAAGACCUCAGAGAAAGCAUCGCCUACACAAUGGACUCUAUGCAAGGCACAGCGAAACAAGCCCUUGAUCGAUACAAAGACACUUUGAAGGAUGACAGCAUCAUGCUUGAUGAGGACGUGGAAAGAAUGCUAUCACAGGCCGUUGCUCGUUGUGAGAGGUCACUCACGGCAGACAUGAUGCAAAUGAGAUAUACGUUCCGCAGACAAAUCGACGAAGCCAUACAGGCGUUUACUGACGAUUUCCGCCACAAAUGGUACUUCAAGAUUGUGGACGGCCUCAACAGCGAGAUCCUCGACAUCCGCACUCGGCUCGAAGAGUCGGUUGAGAAGGACAGACAGAAGAUCCGGGAACAGGAACUGGAGUGUCAGAGAACCGAGGAGACGUUGAUCAUUGCCAGUGACUUUCUCGAGAACAGGGAUCGUCGCUGCCAAAUCCUGGAGAUUGCCUUGCGUCACCGGCUCGAGGAAGCGCAUGUCCGGGAUCCAUAUGAUGAUAAGACAGGUGGCAAGAAGAAAUCGGGUCUCUUUCGAGUCAUCUCUCACAAGAUCAAGGCAUCCUGGCUGACUCGCAGGAACCGCAAGUAA